Molecule: messenger RNA, 3729 nt
Organism: Malania oleifera
Lineage: Eukaryota; Viridiplantae; Streptophyta; Magnoliopsida; Santalales; Ximeniaceae
Product: tRNA wybutosine-synthesizing protein 2/3/4-like
Exons: 10
Coding region: 77-3220 (1047 amino acids)
Biological process (GO): tRNA methylation
Cellular component (GO): cytoplasm
Molecular function (GO): protein binding; tRNA methyltransferase activity
Source: RefSeq, a predicted model, not a curated record
UUUGAAGGCCCAUCUCUCCCAGUCCAUUCCAUAAACCCUCCUCUUCCUCCCCCUUCGCGCUCUGCUCUGAACAUCAAUGGAGUUUGAGGAGAGGAAGGCAUUGGCAUUAGCCGCCAUGGGCGAGGCGGAGAGCGAUAAAUCGCCCGAAGGCACGCUAGACACACUCAUCAUACCAAUCCUCAACACCCUCAACUCACACCCCUCCUUCUUCACCACCAGCUCAUGCUCUGGCCGCAUCUCCAUCCUCUCUCAACCCGCCAUACCCACCACCAAGUCGAAGAAAGCCAAAGGGGGCUUCUGGCUGUUCAUAACCCACGACCCUGCCGACCCCGACUUGGUCACCGACCUCCUCUUCCCCGCCGAGUCGACUCAGCCCUCCGCUCAGCACAGCGACCUCGUCUUCAGGUUCGAGCCCUUCAUCGUCGCCGUCGAGUGCAGAGACGUAGGCUCAGCUCAAUCGCUCGUUUCUACAGCUAUUUCUUGUGGGUUCAGGGAAUCGGGUAUUACAAGUGCGCACAAGCGCGUGAUUGUAGCGAUUCGCUGUUCUAUACGCCUGGAGGUGCCGUUGGGGGACACUUGUCGGAUGAUGGUUUCUCCGGAGUAUGUCCGGUACCUUGUUGGGAUCGCCAAUGAGAAGAUGGAGGCGAAUCGGGGGAGAACUGAGGGGUUCCUUCAAGCGCUUCGGCGCAAUGGGUUUGUGGGUAAUGAAAUUUUUUCGAAUACUGCAACAGAAGAUGAUAAGAAUGGCUCAGUCUGCAGCGAGGGUCAUGCUUGUAGUGUCAGUCAAGAUCAGGAUAGUAAUUUGCCGAGAACAGAUACUGACACCUAUUUUGGGUCAUCUGAAUUUCCUGGUUGUAACCUAUCUGUCGCUCCAAUGGCAAUUGCUGGUCAACCUUUGGAGAAGCUUUUUCUUUGGGGUCAUUCAGCCUGUACAUUGUAUAACACAAGUGACAGCAAAAUUUUAGUAUUUGGUGGUUUUGGAGGCAUGGGAAGGCAUACAAGAAGAAAUGACUCUUUGCUGCUUGAUCCAAUCUCUGGUAAAUUAAAAUCACUUGACACUGAGGACAGUCCAUCUCCACGCCUGGGUCAUACGUCUUCUUUGGUUGAACAUUCUAUGUUUGUUAUUGGAGGCAGGGCUGAUCCCACAAAAAUUUUGAAUGAUGUGUGGGCUUUCAUGAUAGCUGAGAAUAAGUGGAAAUUGUUGAAGUGCACUGGUUGUUUUUUCCCUCCAAGGCAUCGGCAUGCAGCAGCAGCCAUAGGUUCAAAGAUUUAUGUAUUUGGCGGGCUUAACAAUGAUAUAAUCUCUUCAUCCUUGCAUGUCCUUGAUACAGACGAUUUGCAGUGGAGUGAGAUAUGCGUCCAUGGGGAAUGGCCUUCUGCUCGUCAUUCUCACUCAUUGGUGGCAUAUGGAUCUCAAUUAUUUAUGUUUGGAGGGUAUAACAGGGAGAAACCACUAGGAGACCUUUACAGUUUCAGCAUUCAAACAUGUUUAUGGAAGAAGGAAAAGAUGGCGGGGAAACCUCCACAUGCAAGGUUCUCCCACUCAAUGUUUGCUUACAAAAAUUAUCUUGGCAUUAUUGGUGGUUGCCCUGUGAGACAACACUGUCAAGAAUUAGCAUUGUUUGAUAUGAGGUUACGUUUGUGGAAGCAUGUGAUACUCAACUCUAUUGGUAAAGAUCUAUUUGUUCGUAGUACAGCCAAUGUUGUUGGUGAUGAUCUUGUUGUAAUUGGUGGUGGGGCAUCUUGUUAUGCAUUCGGAACAAAGUUUAGUGAGCCAGUGAGGGUCAACUUGCUUCCAUUGAUGACUUUUGAUAACAUUCUUAUGCCUUCUGAAACUGGAGCAGAGCAUGCUAUUCAGUUUGAACAGGUUAUGGAAACAAAAGCUGGUGACUUUCAACAUCCACAAAAUGGAGUUGCAUUAAAUUUAACCAAAGGCCCUAGCUUAAAUAUUGAAGCUGAUCUGUCUUCCAUGGAUGUUGGACAUAAGAUGGUUGCUUCACAAUGUGCGCUACAACUUGAGAGAAAAUAUGCAAAAUUGGGGAAGGACAUAUUGAAGAAAUUUGGAUGGUUAGAUCUUGGUAGGAAGGCAUACUCACAGGAAGAUGGAAUGCAUAUUUGUUUUCCUGUAAGUGAAAAUUUUUGCAACAUUUUCCCAGAAAAUCAACAUCAGAUAGGAGAUUCAUUUGAAGGGCUGAAUGAUCCUCAUUUGUUCAAACCAUAUAUAAGAGGGGGGGUCUCAUUAAACAACGUCUCAUCUUUGACAGCUUUGAAUCUUCUAAUGGCCUGUGGUGCUUCUAAGAUUGCAGAUGAGGUUGUUGAAAUUAGAAGAGCUCCCAAAUCUCCAUUACAAAUAAUGGGUGUAGCUGUGGCCUCUUUGAUAAAGCGUAGAGGCCUAUCAGAACAGCUCUUAAAGCAGCUACCCGCAAGAUGGGAGAGACUUGGUGAUAUUGUUGUGCUUCCCGUGGCAUGCUUCAAGGACCCGCAAUGGGACUCAAUAGUGGAGGAGCUUUGGCCCACUGUUGCCAAAUCACUUAACACUCGUCGCCUUGCUCGCCAAGGACGUGUUGCCCCAACUGGCACAAGGGACAGUACCUUGGAGAUUCUUUUGGGGGAUGGUGGUUGGGUUGAUCAUUGUGAAAAUGGAAUUCUUUAUUCUUUUAAUGUAACCAAGUGCAUGUUCUCCUGGGGCAAUCUUUCUGAGAAGAUUCGCAUGGGCCAGCUGGAUUGUAGAGAUGAAGUUAUUGUGGACUUGUUUGCUGGUAUUGGAUAUUUUGUUUUGCCAUUCCUUGUCAGGGCCAAGGCUAAACUGGUUUAUGCUUGUGAGUGGAAUCCAUAUGCUGUUGAGGCACUCCAACAUAAUCUACAAGCCAAUUCUGUGUCUGAUCGUUGCAUCAUACUUGAAGGAGAUAACUGGAUUUUGGCUCCUAAAGGAGUUGCUGAUCGGGUUUGUCUUGGCCUCCUUCCAACAAGCGAGGGCAGCUGGGUUACUGCUGUAAGGGCUUUAAGGGCUGAAGGUGGAAUAUUGCAUUUACAUGGGAAUGUGAAGGACUCGGAGGAGGUUUUGUGGACUGACCAUAUAUCAAAAUCUAUACAUGAAAUUGCUCAAUCUGAAGGUUACUGUUGGGAAAUUUCAAUAGAUCAUGUUGAGAGAGUGAAAUGGUAUGCUCCCCACAUCCGUCAUCUUGUGGCAGAUGUGAGAUGCAGACAGAUUCAGAGAUAACAUUAAGUUGAAACAGCGGCUUAUUAGAGGGCUGAGGGCAGGACAUUGCAUGUGCAUGGGGAAUGAGAAGGACUCGAAGGAGGUUUUGUGGAAUCACCACGUUUCAAAAUCCAUACAUGAAAUUGCGAAAUCUGAAGGUACAACUUCACCAUUCUCCGCUUCGCGUAGGCUGCAUUUCUGAACCCAUCCAGCAAGAACAAACUACAGUUGUGGGAAGAAUUGACAUUUUGCGUAGGGGUUCGGCAGAUGUUUACAAAUGUCUAGAACCAAGGAGUGCCAUUCAAUAGUACCAGCGAAAAAUAUUUGGGUAGCUUGGUUAAGGAUCCAUAUACUUGUGUUCCUUACGUGCCUUAUUCAAAAUGACAAUGAAUUAUCUUAUGCGUACUUUGUACUAACAUAAUUAUAAGGUAAAACUGUUGUGUUCAGCUUCCUCUAACCUCUUUGUAACGACUAAAUUCGUGCAUUGAAUUAAGACGGGAAGAUUUUGUACAAAUAUUUAAUUUUUGAAA